GAAAAACAAGAGGAGUAUAAAUAGGAGGAGCCAUGUGAGAGGAGAGUUGUUUUUGUCAAGAACCAGCUCUGAAAGUAUCGCUGAAGACCCUCAAAGAAAACAAGUUAGUGGGUCCGUUGUUUGGAGUCAUGUGGAAGGCACUCAGCCUUACCUUGGCUCUCUGCCUGCUGGUGGGCUGCAGUGCAGAGAGCGAAACAGAAGGAGCCCGCUGUAAACUUCCUCCCGAGUGGAAGGUUGGGGAUGUGGAGCCCAUGAAGAACGCUCUUGGACAAGUGACAGUAGUGGCUUACCUCCAGGCCAGCUGAUUGUUCUGUCUGGAGCAAGCAUCAAAGCUUAAUGACUUGCUCCUGAAGCUGGAGAACCAGGGUUAUCCAAAUAUAGCCUACAUGGUGGUAAACAACCGUGAGGAAAGGUCCCAGCGGUUGCACCACCUGCUUCAAGAAAGGCUGUUGAACAUCACCCUCUAUGCCCAAGAUCUCAGCCAGCCGGACGUCUGGCAGGCAGUAAAUGCUGAGAAGGAUGACAUUUUGGUCUAUGACAGGUGUGGCCGACUCACUUACCAUCUGUCACUUCCCUACACCAUCCUGAGCCACCCACAUGUGGAGGAGGCUAUAAAACAUACCUACUGUGAUCGUAUUUGUGGAGAGUGCAGCCUGGAGAGUUCAGCGCAACUUGAAGACUGUAAGAAAGCCACGGAAGAAGUGAAUAAACCAGUUGAGGAAGAACCUCGUCAAGAUCAUGGUCAUCAUGGACAUGGUCAUCACGAGCAUCAAGGAGAGGCAGAGAGGCACAGACAUGGCCACCAUCAUCCCCACCACCACCAUCACCACCAAGGCCAACAACAGGUUGAUGUGGACCAGCAGGUCCUGUCCCAGGUUGACUUUGGUCAGGUGGCUGUUGAACCACCAAUGAUGAAACGGCCUUGAGCGAAGCACAGCAGGUGAAAAGUGCAGUACAGCUGACAGCAGGGGGCAGAUUCCCCUGUGGCCAGCGAUGCUGACAACUGACGACAGCUCGUCGACGGAGAGGGCAAUGGGCGCGUGGCAGGUCUCUGACAACUGUGAGGAGCCUCUAUCCUGGCCUCCUGACCCUGACAGGGCCUGAAGGAGCAGGACAACCACAUCAAGGAGACCUGACAGUGACGUCGCCCUCCGGCCGAAUGAGAGCAGUCGCAACCAACCUGAGUCUGACCAGCAGGGGACGCCACUUGAGGGUGACGAAAGAAGUAACAGGGAGCGAUCAAUGAUAUCAGCAUGUAAACAUCAUGUCACUGCUGGGUAACACUCAAGGUGAAACUUACCAACUAGUAUUUACACCUCAGCGUGAGGCAGCACUGGACUUUAGCAUCCCGAUUUGCAAAUUAGUUCUUGUUUAAAA
Molecule: messenger RNA, 1377 nt
Organism: Danio aesculapii
Lineage: Eukaryota; Metazoa; Chordata; Actinopteri; Cypriniformes; Danionidae
Gene: selenop
Product: selenoprotein P
Biological process (GO): selenium compound metabolic process
Cellular component (GO): extracellular region
Molecular function (GO): selenium binding
Source: RefSeq, a predicted model, not a curated record